AUGGAGAACGACUUCCGGACGUCUUCGAAGAGGUUCUGGACCACCAUCCAGCGUCUCAGGAGAGGGAAGCAGUGCAUCAUAAACAUUGUGUACGUCCGCACCGUUGUAUGUGAGCACUCCGUGGCAAAUCUGCAGUGUGAUGAAGGGAAGGUCUUAUUUAUCUAUGGAGCCGAUUAUGGACGCCAUGAUAAGACCACAUGUGCUUUACGACCCGCACGUUGGCUCCAAAACGUCCAUUGUUCAAGACCCACAACCAAAGUUGCUGAAAGCUGUAAUGGGAAAAGAAGCUGUACAGUCAAAGCCAGCAACUCAGUGUUUGGAGACCCCUGUUACGGCACCUAUAAAUACCUGGAUGUCACUUUUGCCUGCUUGCCACCAGUCCGCCGCACCGUUGCAUGUGAGGGUUCUGUGGCAAAUCUGCAGUGUGGUGAAGGAAAGGUGAUAUCUGUCCUUGGAGCUGAUUAUGGACGCCCUGAUAAAACCACAUGCUCUCUCCAUGGACCUGCAUCUCAGAUCCAAAACGUCCAUUGUUCUAGACCCACAAGCAAAGUUGCUGAAAGCUGUAAUGGGAAAAGAAACUGUACAGUCAAUGCCAACAACUCAGUGUUUGGAGACCCCUGUUACGGCACCUACAAGUAUCUGGAGGUGGCUUAUAGAUGUCAAUGUGAGUGA
Molecule: messenger RNA, 672 nt
Organism: Scomber japonicus (chub mackerel)
Lineage: Eukaryota; Metazoa; Chordata; Actinopteri; Scombriformes; Scombridae
Product: L-rhamnose-binding lectin CSL3-like
Exons: 7
Coding region: 1-672 (223 amino acids)
Molecular function (GO): carbohydrate binding
Source: RefSeq, a predicted model, not a curated record